AUGGUGACGAGAAGCAAGCUGCGGUCGGCAUUGGCCGCUGAAAAAGGAGUCGACUUCGCCAAACUAAAGCAACAAAAGAAAGCAAAGGAAACGGCGAAGAGAAAGGCUCUGAAAGCUGGCAGCAAAGACCGAGAAGACGAAGAUGAGGGCGCCUCGGAUAAUGAAGUGGAGGAAGACCAAGAAAAAAUGAACCUCGAUGCUAUCUAUGAGAGCGACACUUCUGAAUCUUCAAUUGAGCUUGAAAAGAGAUUGCCACGAAAAGCAGCAGCUGGCCAACAGAAGUCCAAACCAGCGGCAGUAGAGCAAGAGGAGGAUGAAGAUGAGGAGGAGGUUGAGGAAGAAAUCCCUGUCUCCGACCUCGAAGAUCUUGAAGAAGACGAAAAAGAAGACAUUGUCCCCCAUACAAGACUGACAAUUAACAACACGGCUGCUCUCCUCGCGGCGCUCGAUAGAAUAUCCAUGCCAACAGACAAGACUGUUCCAUUCGCCACCCACCAGUCUGUCGUCUCAUCCGCACAAACUACCGAGUCGAUACCCGACGUAUCGGAUGAUCUGCAACGAGAACUUGCUUUCUACUCCCAAUGCCUGGAAGCUGUACGCGUGGGCCGAUCUCGGCUAAUCAGUGAAGGAGUGCCGUUUUCUCGACCAAAGGACUAUUUCGCUGAAAUGGUCAAGGAGGAUGCCCACAUGGAGAAGAUCAAGGCGAAGUUGGUCGAAGAAGCGUCCGCUAAGAAGGCGGCAGCUGAAGCUCGCAAACUUCGUGACUUGAAGAAGUUUGGCAAACAAGUACAGGUAUCUAAGCUCCAGGAGCGACAAAAAGCUAAGCGUGAGGUGCUCGAUAAAAUUAAAACACUCAAAAGAAAACGUCAGGAGCACAGCUCUGAUGUCGGCACAAAGGAAGCCGAUAUCUUUGAUGUUAGCGUGGACAACGAAAUCGCCAAACAUUCACAGCGCUCUGGGUCUGGUCGACAGCAAUCAGGAGCUCGCCCCGUGAAUGGCAAACGUCAAAAGAAGAACGAAAAAUAUGGAUUUGGGGGGAAGAAACGCCAUGCAAAAUCUGGAGACGCCAUGAGCUCCGGUGAUCUCUCCAGGUUUAAUGUGAAGAAAAUGAAGGCCAAGUCAUCACGGCCCGGCAAAAGCAGGAGAAAGGCUGCCGCCUCCAAAUAA
This is a messenger RNA of Trichoderma harzianum CBS 226.95, 1167 nucleotides long. RefSeq lists its product as hypothetical. Gene Ontology annotation, biological process: ribosomal large subunit biogenesis; rRNA processing. The transcript is spliced from 3 exons. Lineage: Eukaryota; Fungi; Ascomycota; Sordariomycetes; Hypocreales; Hypocreaceae. The record is from RefSeq and is a predicted model, not a curated record. Gene Ontology annotation, cellular component: nucleolus; nuclear periphery; preribosome, large subunit precursor. The coding region runs from base 1 to 1167 and encodes 388 amino acids.